Molecule: messenger RNA, 1852 nt
Organism: Acanthoscelides obtectus
Lineage: Eukaryota; Metazoa; Arthropoda; Insecta; Coleoptera; Chrysomelidae
Source: the annotation of a GenBank genome assembly
UGACAAUGCAAACAUCAAUCUAAAACUAAACCAAACGCGAAGUUUCAAACAGAUAUGAUACUAAGCAGGUUGAAGCCUGCUUUGCAGGAUAGCAACCCAGAAAAGGCUGCUGGUAGGGAUGGUUCCGGCAAAAGUAGAUCACAGUUUGAGGAUUACUUGAUGAAACGGGAUUAUAUGGGAGCUAUCACUUUAUUAGAGUUCAAAGGCCAUCUAGACAAAAACCCGCUGGCAAAGCAAUGGCUAGCUUAUUGUGCUUUCCAUCGUGGUGAUUAUAAGAAAGCUCUAAAUACGUAUCAAAAUUUGAACAAAAUCGAUCCCGACAUUGAAAACCUGGCUUUGAACGUCGCUUGCUGUUAUUUUUACCUAGGGAUGUACGAUGAAUCAAAAGAAAUAUUGCAAAAAGUACCACCUUCUGGCCUCAAAACAAGGCUCAAUUUUCAUUUGUCUCACAAACUCAGGGAUGAGGCAACUCUGAUGGAAUUUCAUCAACAGUUACAAGACGUUUUAGAGGAUCAGUUAAGCUUAGCUGCAAUACAUUAUUUGAGAGCCCAUUACCAGGAGGCUAUAGAUAUCUACAAAAGGCUGCUUUUACAGAACAGGGAAAAUAUAGCACUUAAUGUGUAUAUAGCUCUAUGCUACUACAAACUAGAUUACUACGACGUAUCGCAAGAAGUUCUAGGUCUUUAUUUGAACAGCUAUCCUGACUCUGUUAUCGCUACAAAUCUAAAAGCUUGCAAUAUAUUCCGCCUAUACAACGGCACAGCUGCUGAAAACGAACUGAGAACCAUUGCCGAUCAAAGUGCAAAUGUCGGAUUCGGUUACGACCUGCUGAAGCAUAAUUUGGUGGUUUUUAGAGACGGAGAUGGAGCUAUGCAAGUCUUUCCGUCGCUCGUGGACAUAGUCCCAGAAGCAAGACUGAAUCUGGCCAUUCAUUACUUGAGAAACAACGAUAUUAAAGAAGCUUUCGAGUUGCUGAGAUACUUGCAACCCGCAGUUCCACAAGAGUACAUUUUGAAGGGAGUUGUCAAUGCAGCACUUGGUCAAGAAUUGAAUUCGGCACAACACGUCAAAAUUGCCGAGGAAUGCUUUCAUUUAGUAGGCAGUUCCGCAAGUGAGUGUGAUACAAUCCACGGCAGACAAUGCAUGGCAGCCGCAUUUUUCCUCGCAGGCCAAUUCGAGGAAGUUUUGGUAUAUCUGACAUCGAUAAAAAGUUAUUUACAUUCAGACGAUACCUUUAACUUUAAUUACGGCCAAGCAAAAACGGCUUGCAAUCAGUUCAAAGAAGGCGAAGAAGCCUUACUCUUGGUGAAAGACCCUCGGAUUAAGAGUGAUUACGUUUACGUAUCCAACUUGGCACGAUGCUAUAUAAUGAACAAGAAGCCACAGAACUCCUGGGAACUGUACACUAAGAUGGAAAGUGGACCAGAAGCCUUCAAUUUGUUACUGCUCAUUGCAAAUGACUGUUAUAGGUGAAAAUUGAUAUGGUAUUUCCUAAUUGAAUGUCGAUAUUAUUGUCUGUGUAUCCAACAAAGACAUUAAACCAAUAUUUCAAUGUUAUAAUAUACAGGGUGUUCGCAAGUUGGGGUUUUCCUUUACAUGACCUGUAGGCCUUGAGAAAAUAAGCGGAUUUUGUUAGUAGCAUAUACACCAAUGUCUCAAGAGAACCGAGAUAUUGGGCUCAGCAAACUCAAUCAAACCUGAACCAAACCGUAACCGGUCCUGUCCUAUCCUUCGAUCACGUCCACAGCGCCAGCGUACAGUUAUACGACGUACAUCUACGAUGUAACUACAGAUUUUACGAGAGAGCCGUACUUGGAAUUUCAAUUCAACUGAACUGAGUGCUUUUUCAUUU